Molecule: messenger RNA, 1982 nt
Organism: Medicago truncatula (barrel medic)
Lineage: Eukaryota; Viridiplantae; Streptophyta; Magnoliopsida; Fabales; Fabaceae
Exons: 8
Coding region: 187-1695 (502 amino acids)
Biological process (GO): translation
Cellular component (GO): ribosome
Molecular function (GO): structural constituent of ribosome; RNA binding
Source: RefSeq, a predicted model, not a curated record
AUAAAACCCCAUUUCAACAAAAAAAUGCAGCUGCUUUACCCUUUGUUCCAUCAGAAACUAGUCUAGUUGGAUUCACGCUGAACUCAAACCAAACGCUGGCCGGAAAACGAGAACCUCGCCGGAAAAUACAUGCGAAGUUGGUCUUCGUCCGCCGUAAACAAGAAAAAUAGAGUAGCAUCAAUCUGAAUGGGUUAUAUUCAGUAUGGUAGACACAGUUUUACGAAGAUAUUAAGAUCUGCAAGUGCAACCAAUGUGUUUCGGAACUCCGUAAGAUCACCUUUAGGGUAUGCAGCCACUACAUUACCUUCAUGUUCCCAUUUUCAUGGCAAGAGUCUCUAUUCCACUGCUUCUGAUGCCAGAGUAGUGAUGGAACUUCUUAAGGAGGUGGAGAAGGAUAGGUUGAGAGAGAAGAAUGAGAGAUUAAGGGCUGGUUUAGACACUGCCGACAUUGAUGCCGAGACUGAGGAUGGUUAUGAUUACAUGGGUGUAAGUUCUCUCAUUGAGAAGCUUGAAAAGGAGAAGCUUAAGGAAACCUCGGAAUUGAACCGAUAUGAAGAGCCGACUGAUUCUGAUAGUGAUGAUGAGGAAGAUCUGGAUGCUAAUCAGAAGAAGGUUGAUGAUUUCGAAAGGAAGUUCAGGAGGCAUGAAGAAAUGAUUCAGAAUUUCACCGAAGCGGAUACGCUUGACGAUGCUUAUAAAUGGAUGCAAAAAAUUGAUAAGUUUGAGGACAAGCAUUUUAAGCUUCGGACUGAGUAUAGGGUUAUUGGUGAACUCAUGAAUCGGCUUAAAGUGGUUACGGAGCAAAAGGAUAGGUUUAUUCUGCAGCAUAAGCUUAAUAGGGCUUUGAGAUUGGUGCAAUGGAAGGAAGCUUAUGAUCCUGAUAACCCUGCCAAUUACGGUCUCAUUCAACAAGAACAGGGGGGGGCCAAUAUGGAUACCUUGGAACAAUCUGGAUUUGAAAAGGAGGAUAAACCCGCUCAAGGAGACGAAGAUGCUGCUGACAACGAUGAUGAGGUAGAGUUUGAUGACAUGAAAGAAAAAGACAACAUAUUAUUGGCCAAACUUGAUGUUAUUGACAAGAGACUUGAGGAGAAGCUAGCUGAACUUGAGUAUACGUUUGGAAGGAAGGGUAAGGCUCUAGAGGAAGAAAUCAAAGAUCUUGCAGAGGAGAGAAAUGAGUUAACUGAGAAGAAAAGAAGACCACUUUUCCGGAAGGGUUUUGAUGUAAAAUUGAUAGAUGUGAACCGAACUUGUAAAGUCACAAAGGGAGGACAAAUUUUUAAGUAUACUGCUAUGUUAGCAUGUGGCAACUAUAAUGGUGUUGUUGGUUUUGCAAAAGCCAAAGGCCCUAAAGCUCCAGAUGCUCUCAGUAAGGCAUAUGAGAAGUGCUUUCAGAAUUUACAUUAUAUAGAGCGACACGAGGAGCACACAAUUGCGCAUGCAAUACAAACAUCUUAUAAAAAGACAAAGGUGUAUCUCUGGCCUGCUUCCACUGCAACUGGCAUGAAGGCCGGCAGAAUAGUCCAAACCAUACUACAUUUAGCUGGUUUUAAGAAUGUCAAGUCGAAGGUUGUUGGUCAAAGAAAUCCUCAUAAUACAGUUAAGGCUGUCUUCAAAGCGCUUAAUGCGAUUGAAACACCAAAGGAUGUCCAAGAGAAGUUUGGCCGAACUGUGGUCGAGAAGUAUUUGUUGUGAUGGACAUGAGGAUGUGCUAAGUUUAGUGCUUCUGGUUGUUUUCCAUUGAAUAUUUUUUUGUUUUUGUCCUUUUCAUGUCUAUUUGCCAAGAAGAAUUGGUACAGUUUGUCUAAUGCAUUUACUUGUGAACAUUAGGUAUGGAAUUUUGCUAGUACCGAACUUAUCAUUCAUAUAUGCAAAAGGAACAAUAAUUUAGGAACGUUCCCUUUGCUUCAUGUUUGAUCAAUAAGGGUCCAUUUAGGUAAAUUGAGGGGGUGGAAGUGAUUUUAAAAUAGUGUUUGGUUUGA